Manihot esculenta (cassava) is the source of this 2094-nucleotide messenger RNA. RefSeq names its product pentatricopeptide repeat-containing protein At1g02150. Lineage: Eukaryota; Viridiplantae; Streptophyta; Magnoliopsida; Malpighiales; Euphorbiaceae. The record is from RefSeq and is a predicted model, not a curated record. The transcript has 2 exons. Gene Ontology annotation, cellular component: mitochondrion. The coding region runs from base 76 to 1665 and encodes 529 amino acids. Gene Ontology annotation, molecular function: protein binding.
UUUAUCUUCAAAACUCAAGGGAAGCCCUCCAACCAAAAUCUCUCUUGCUCUCCCUCCACAAACCCUAAGGCAAGCAUGCUUCUCCAGCCAUAUCUACACCACCAUAAGGCCUCACUUUCGUCAGCUAUCUCCUACUCUCGACCCCUCCCAUGGAUAAAUCGCUAUUGUGCCCUUCUCCAAUCAGUAAAGUACCGCAAAAUUACAGUCACUUGCUCAAUAUCUCAAGUCCACAGCUACGGAACUGUGGAUUAUGAGAGAAGACCCAUGAUCAAAUGGAGCUCUAUCUACAGGAGAAUCUCUUUGAUGGAAAAACCUGAAUUGGGCGCUGCGACUGUGUUGAAUCAGAUGGAGAAAGACGGCAAGAAGCUCACUAAAUGGGAGCUUUGUAGGGUUGUCAAGGAAUUGAGGAAGUUCAAGCGGCACAAGCAAGCUCUGGAGGUUUAUGAUUGGAUGAAUAAUAGAGAAGAGAGGUUUAGAUUAUCUGCCAGUGAUGCUGCAAUUCAAUUAGACCUUAUUGCAAAAGUGCGCGGAGUUUCUGCUGCUGAAGAUUUCUUUUUGAGACUUCCAGAAACUGUAAAGGACAGGAGGAUAUAUGGGGCUUUGCUCAAUGCUUAUGUGAGAGCUAGAAUGAGGGAAAAGGCAGAAUCUAUGAUCGACAGCAUAAGAAAUAAAGGUUUUGCCACACAUGCACUUCCAUUCAAUGUGAUGAUGACUCUAUAUAUGAACCUCAAGGAAUAUGAUAAAGUUGACAUGAUGAUUUCAGAAAUGUUGGAGAAAAACAUCAGACUUGAUAUUUAUUCUUAUAAUAUCUGGUUAUCAUCUCGUGGAUCCCAAGGAUCCGUUGAAAGGAUGGAGCAGGUAUUUGAGCAAAUGAAACUGGAUACAACCAUUAAUCCCAACUGGACAACAUUUAGCACUAUGGCCACAAUGUACAUAAAGAUGGGGCAAUUAGAUAAAGCUGAAGAUUGCCUGAGGAAGGUUGAGAGCAGAAUCACAGGUCGGGAUCGGAUACCUUAUCACUAUCUCCUAAGCCUAUAUGGUAAUGUUGGCAAAAAAGAAGAGGUUUAUCGUGUGUGGAAUGUUUACAAAUCAAGUUUUCCCAAUAUUCCCAAUUUGGGAUAUCAUGCUAUUAUCUCAUCUUUAGUCAGAAUGGGUGACAUUGAAGGCGCAGAAAAGCUUUACAAUGAAUGGCUGCCAACUAAGACAUCAUAUGACCCUAGAAUAGGAAAUCUUCUCAUGGGUUGGUAUGUUAAAGAGGGAAAUUUUGAUAAGGCUGAAAGUGUCUUUGACCAUAUGGCAGAAGUGGGAGGAAAGCCAAAUUCUAGUACAUGGGAGAUUCUUGCAGAUGGGCAUGUCAGAGAGAAGAGAAUUUCUGAGGCUUUGUCUUGCUUUAAGGAAGCUUUUCUUGCUGAAGGAUCAAAGAGAUGGAAGCCAAAGCCCAUAAUUGUAUUAUCCUUCUUUAAGCUGUGUGAGGAAGAAGCUGACAUGUCAAGUAAAGGAGUUUUGGAGGUUUGGUUGAGGCAGUCGGGAUAUCUUGAAGAUGAAAAUUAUGCAUCACUUGUUGGCCUGUCUAAAGAACUGUCGAAUGAGAAAGAUAGGACAGGUAAUAUAAGUGACAAUGAGGAGAGUGAAAUACUUCUCAACCAGUUGCAGGGUAGUCUCUGAUAUAUUUACUGUUCCAUGCGUGUGUGGGAGAUUGUUGUUUUGAGCUUUUGUGCUGGCCAGAGUGUAUCUACACUCAAAUUAUCAAGUUAACAUCUCUGCUUUUUCAUGGCGAUCGUGUCAAUCGAGACAAAUGCACUCAUGCUAAUGGUUCCAGAAAUGGUCUUUGGUGUAGCCAUACUGCAUAUAGGCAUGCCAAUAUGUCCUCAAAGAAAUAUAACCUGUCAAUUUUAGUGACUGCAACUCUUGAACUUUUAUUCUCUUAUAGAUCUUGUAUCAUUCUUUUCCCUUUCAGCUAUAUUUCUAUAUUUCUAGCUUAAAGUUGAAUGACUGAGCUCUCUCUCUCUCUCCGUGUGUGAUUAUAGUACUACAUAUUAGAGAGGCAGAGUUGGAUGUAGUUGAUCCAUCUAAUAUAUUCUAGAAGUUGCUCCA